AUGAUAGGAAGAGCCGACAUCGAAGAAUCAAAAAGCAACGUCGCUAUGAACGCUUGGCUGCCACAAGCCAGUUAUCCCUGUGGUAACUUUUCUGACACCCCUAGCUUAAAACUCGUGAAGACUAAGGGAUCGACAGGCCAUGCUUUCACAGUUUGUAUUCAUACUGAAAAUCAAAAUCAAGUGAGCUUUUGCCCUUUUGCUCUACAUGAGAUUUCCGUUCUCAUUGAGCUCACCAUAGGACACUUGCGUUAUCAUUUGACAGUCAUGCCGCCCCAGCCAAACUCCCAACCUGACAGUGUCUUUGGCUCGGAUCAACCGGCAGAAGAGCGAUCUUAA
Messenger RNA from Dendronephthya gigantea, 336 nucleotides. RefSeq lists its product as uncharacterized. The transcript has a single exon. Lineage: Eukaryota; Metazoa; Cnidaria; Anthozoa; Malacalcyonacea; Nephtheidae. Bases 1 to 336 code for a protein of 111 amino acids. The record is from RefSeq and is a predicted model, not a curated record.